Molecule: messenger RNA, 936 nt
Organism: Suillus paluster
Lineage: Eukaryota; Fungi; Basidiomycota; Agaricomycetes; Boletales; Suillaceae
Exons: 5
Coding region: 59-679 (206 amino acids)
Source: RefSeq, a predicted model, not a curated record
UCUGUUCCUCGCAUUAAAUUGGAUCAAUGUAGUCGUCACUGCCUUGUUGGGAGUCAUUAUGAUCAUCCGGUUGAAUGCUAUGUAUCAUCAAUCCGGAAAGAUGCUUAUCUUUCUUGUUGCAAUCUUCCUGGGUAUCACGAUCGCUUGCGUGGGGAUUACUGCAACAGGAACUAUCCAUACUUUAGGAGAGGAGCUCAUUCUCUCCGGCACAUACCAGUGCAAUUACGACUACGAGGGAGAUGCCCAACUUCUCAAUUCCAUGACUUGGAUACUCUGCACUGUAUGGGAAGUCCUCGCACUCUGUCUUGCAGUCUGGAGUGCUGUCAAACACUUUCGUGAACUGCGACAAUCAUACAGGGGAAAGACCAUCAACGACUGUUUCACGGUGGUGAUAAGAACUCACGUGGUUUACUUUGCAAGCUUUGCAGUUGGUUCUUGUUUCGCCCUCGGUUUCUUGUCUCCAACGCUUAUGGACUCAGAUUCCGUGGGAACCCUUAUUUAUCAUGGUGUUCUUGACGUUUUGUCGGUCGUGCAGAUGUUUGUGCUGGGACCACGCCUCAUCCUUGGCAUUCGAGAAUAUGACGCCAAGCUUGUGGCUGACUCCGAUACAGGAACCCGCAUAACUCCGAUUGUUUUCCAGGAGCACGUAUACUAUGUGUCAACUGGUAGUGACGUGUAGCGCGGAAAAUGUUCUGAGUCAUUAACACUUGGCGGGCACUCUGCAGGGAGCAGGAGAAUCUCGUCCGGGUUUUCGUCGCGGUACUGGUUUAAUGUUGCAAAGUGGAUAAGACAUUGGCCUAGACAAACCAAUAUCAUGUUGUAUCAUCACUACUGGAACUGGCUGGCAACCUACACUUGCACCAAAUAGCCGGUUGCAAGACGUAGUGGAUGCCUUCAUCGGGCGGAUGAAACUAUGCACUACGUCUCGCAACCGAC